Xenopus laevis (African clawed frog) is the source of this 2462-nucleotide messenger RNA. Its product is annotated as B-cell receptor CD22-like. The transcript is spliced from 9 exons. Bases 136 to 2091 code for a protein of 651 amino acids. The record is from RefSeq and is a predicted model, not a curated record. NCBI's taxonomy places the organism in Eukaryota, Metazoa, Chordata, Amphibia, Anura, Pipidae.
GCCAUCUUUUAGCUUUGCUGGAGUAUCUAAAAUAAUAAGCAGGCAUAAGAGUCCUGUACAAAUAUCAAAAAGAACUGGAACAUUGCUAUUAAACGCACCAUUCUUCCUUUCGUGUCUAGGUGUCAUCUACAUAUCAUGGCCCUCAACGUUAUGAAUGUAUUUCUCUUCCUACAAGGUGCAUUUACCAUUUCCGAAAGUACAGACUGGAAAAUUACCAUCCCAAGAAAUCUCUCAACAGUUAUUGGGGCUUGUGUGGAAAUCCCUUGUAAAUUCUCUCAUCCGAGACUCCCCAAUCCUUUGGCAGACAUUAAAUUAACUUGGCUGCAAGUCAAAGAGGACAGAGUACCAAGGGAGAAAAUAAUCUUUCACAUGACCAACCUCCGCUAUAAUAAAAGAACCUCAUUGAUUGGAAAUCUGGAUCUGAAAGAGUGCUCAAUAGGGAUAAAAGAUUUAACAAAGGAGGACACGGCAUCCUAUAAGUUAAAGGUAGAGAUUGAAGGUUACAAGAACUACACAUAUGCUUCAGCAUUUAACUUGCAAGUAAAAGACGAACCACUCAUACCUUAUUUGGAGAAGUCAAGUUCCACCAUCAGAGCGGGGGACGAUGUCACAUUUACCUGCCGGAUAAACCAUACUUGCCCCCUUCGGCCUCCAUCUUGGAAAUGGAAUAUUAAUUUUGGGAACAUCCAGAAUGUUCAGUUGGCUCUGAAAGAGGGCAUGUGGCAAAUCGUUUCCACCAUUACAUUCACUGCCAACCGCAAAUACCAAGGACAGUAUAUAACCUGCAUGACAAGUUUAAAAGGAGGACACAAGUCUAAGACUGUAGAAGCUCAACUAAAGAUAAUGUAUCCUCCAGAAAACACAACUGUGAUUGUCAACGAUGGUCCUAUAAGAGAAGGGCAAAACCUCUCCCUGACAUGCUAUAGCCAGAGUUAUCCCAGAGUAGACCAUUAUGCCUGGUAUGGGAAGACGCAAAGUGGCUCUGCACUGAUUCUACCAGAGAAAAGUAGCACUCUUCAUAUCUGGAGUAUUAAGAGGAACUUAACCUCAUUCUACUGCUCAGCAAGAAACUCUGAAGGCAUGCAGAUAUCUCUGGUACGACACCUCAAUGUGUUGUACAAACCAGAAAUUGACCCAGAGUCCAAAUGCAUAAUGAACCUGGACAAUAUGGAGUGCUGUUGCAGGGCCCAAUCCAACCCACCUGCUUCUAUUGAAUGGCGGCUGUCAGACAGUAGAAUAAACCAGUCAAGAGGGGGGUUUGUUGUCCACACCACCUCUAGUGAUCAUGUGACAGAGAGCACAUUCAAAGUGGCAGCCCCCAUAUUAAGCAACAUUUUUUGCUUUUCUGCAAAUGAAGAGGGCAAUGCAGAGAUCCAUCUGCAUCCAAUGAGUAAGGAACACUCAGAUUUAUACAAGUACAUGAUGGCUGGAUUUAUUGGUAUCACAGUCUUUGGAUUAGUGAUUACUGGGACAGUGAUUGCAUCGAGGUAUUGCAGAGUCAACAAAGGAAUCUCAGACAAAGAUCUAAAACCUGUGUGUAAGGUUCAAGAAUCAAAGUGUGUUACAGAUCCAGAGAGCAGCAGCAAGCCACAAUUCUUUAAAGAUUAUCCACAGGACAGAGCAAAAUCAAAGGGAUUUGAUCCAGAUUGUGUACAGACCAUAAGAAAACCAGAAAUCUUCCGUACUGAUGUGGAACAAGACUGCAGCCUUUUGGAAAGGUUCUAUAAAGAUUAUCCAUUGAACAGGAGUAAGGAAGAAGAGCCGUAUAUUGAUAUGACCCAGAAGAACAGGGAUCAGGAAGAAUUCUAUAGAGAUUUUCCACUGCACAGCAGCAAACCUGAGGAGUUGUAUACAGAUAUCCCACAGAGGAUCAUCGAGCGAGAGGUGUUAUACACAAAUACUGCCUACAGGCCUGGCCUUCCUCAGUCUUGGACUUCACAAUCAAAUCAAGCAGGCAGCUGCCAUUUUGUGGACACUGUUAUUAAGAAUGAGCCAAUAACAGAAGGACCAAUGAUGCCUAUUUAUGACACAGUCAAUCCUGAAUCACAAGAACCAAUCAUCUAUCAAAAUAUGGCUGAAUUCAUCAGAUGAACCAUGGCUUAACCUUGUCAUUAUCUCCAGACCAAUUUGAAGUUGGGACAGAGAGGAUAUCUAUCCUUUGUACACGUCAUAGGAAUCAUGGAAAACAGAUUUUUCCAAUAACUAAUUAUAUAACAUUUAAUUUUUAACUGAGUGGCCAGCAUAAAAGCACCAUUAACAUGCCUCCCUGUUAAGAAGAUGGAAGAUCCUUUCUGAAUAAAUACAAUAGCUUAGUCAACAAGCUGAUGGUUUUACCCUUGGAGAACCCAAAGCCUUGACUGGUUGAUUCUGCCUGAAGACCAGCUAGGGUGGCAUUUAAAGGAGAAAUAAAUCCUAAAAAUUAAUAUGACUAAAAUGCCAUAUUUUAUAUAGUGAACUUAUUG